Molecule: messenger RNA, 1678 nt
Organism: Prosopis cineraria
Lineage: Eukaryota; Viridiplantae; Streptophyta; Magnoliopsida; Fabales; Fabaceae
Product: photosystem II stability/assembly factor HCF136, chloroplastic
Exons: 9
Coding region: 82-1296 (404 amino acids)
Molecular function (GO): protein binding
Source: RefSeq, a predicted model, not a curated record
GCAUUUCGGAUAACAUAGACGGAUAAGAAGCUCAAAGCUAGAGAGAGAGAGAGAGAGAGAGAGCAAAAGGCUUAUUCGAAAAUGGCGACCCUGCAAUUCACUGACUCCUCCAAGCCAGUGAUCUUGUUGAGGCCCUUCACCUCUAUCUUCUCCGAUUCUCGAAAUCGUCAUUGGCGAAAUGCUCAAGCCCCGGCUAGAUUCAUUCCCAAAGCUUCCCUGCAGCAAUCCUCGCUCAACCGGAGGUGCUUCAUUGCUGAGACUGCUGCGAUUUCGCUGUCUGUACCUUCAUUAAUCGGAUUUGAGCAAUUGGCCAGGUCCGAAGAAGCCCUGUCGGAGUGGGAAAGAGUUUACCUCCCUAUAGACCCCGGCGUUGUACUUCUUGACAUCGCAUUUGUGCCCGACGACUUGAAUCACGGAUUUCUUCUGGGGACCAGGCAGACCAUUUUGGAGACAAAAGAUGGUGGUAACACUUGGAUUCCCCGUUCAAUACCCUCAGCAGAAGAAGAGGAUUUUAACUAUAGAUUUAAUUCAAUCAGCUUCAAAGGGAAGGAAGGAUGGAUAGUGGGAAAACCAGCAAUCCUGUUGUACACUUCGAAUGCGGGAGAGAGCUGGGAAAGGAUACCACUUAGUGCUCAACUUCCUGGAGAUAUGGUAUACAUAAAGGCAACUGGCGAGAGGAGUGCAGAGAUGGUAACCGAUGAAGGGGCAAUUUAUAUUACGUCAAACAGGGGUUAUAACUGGAGAGCUGCAGUUCAGGAAACUGUGUCAGCUACUCUUAAUAGAACAGUUUCUAGCGGCAUUAGUGGUGCAAGCUAUUAUACUGGAACUUUCAAUACUGUCAAUCGCUCACCAGAUGGAAGUUAUGUUGCAGUCUCAAGUCGUGGAAACUUCUACCUAACCUGGGAACCUGGCCAGGCAUUCUGGCAGCCACAUAAUAGAGCAGUUGCCAGAAGAAUACAGAACAUGGGAUGGAGAGCUGAUGGUGGUCUUUGGCUUCUGGUUCGUGGAGGGGGCCUUUACCUUAGCAAGGGCACUGGGAUAACCGAAGAAUUUGAGGAGAUUCCUGUUCAAAGCCGAGGUUUUGGCAUUCUUGAUGUGGGGUAUCGCUCAGCGGAGGAGGCUUGGGCAGCAGGAGGAAGUGGUGUUCUGUUGAGAACUACUAAUGGUGGCAAGUCAUGGACCCGUGACAAAGCAGCUGAUAACAUUGCUGCAAAUUUAUACUCAGUGAAGUUCAUUAAUGAUAAGAAGGGUUUUGUAUUGGGGAACGAUGGAGUCUUGCUUCGGUAUCUUGGAUAACUAAUUCAACAUGAAUACAUAUCCACUCUUAUCAUCCGUUGCUACGGAGAGAGUUCUGAACCGACAUCAAGUUGAUGCAGAUUCUGCCCAGAACUUUGAAGUAGACAAAAGAAACGCAAACUUCUGCUGUGUAGGGUGUCAGAUUAAUUCAAUUUCACACUGCAAUGGUUACUUUACUAUUAUUUUGGUAUGCAAUUCCAUGUCCCAUGUGUUGUACUGUGGAGAGAAUGCAUUAGUUGUGAAGCGAAGUCAAUGACUGACAGCGGUUAUUCCAAGUCAGCAUUAAAACUUGCAGGUGUUAUAUAUGCACGCGGUUUUGUUUGAAUAUUAGUUCGUAUGCACAUGGUUAUUCCAAGCCAACAGUAUUUUUCUCUUCCCAACA